This is a messenger RNA of Pistacia vera, 1355 nucleotides long. RefSeq names its product E3 ubiquitin-protein ligase SDIR1-like. NCBI's taxonomy places the organism in Eukaryota, Viridiplantae, Streptophyta, Magnoliopsida, Sapindales, Anacardiaceae. The record is from RefSeq and is a predicted model, not a curated record. The transcript is spliced from 9 exons. Bases 309 to 1142 code for a protein of 277 amino acids.
CGUUUCAGCAUAGAACCCGUAAUUCACAGAGUAAUCAACAAUUCUUCCACCAAAUUAAACGGAGGAGGAAAGAGUUGGUCUAAAUCGGAACCCAAAGCGUCAGAGUCAAAUCACUCCGAUCCAACUCGUCCUCAUCUCCUCUUCCUCUACAGCGAGAGAGAAAUGUAUUAGGUCAAAUUGCAUCAAUCGACCCGAUCCACCGUCGUUUUGAUUUCAUGCUAUUAUUAGCAGCUUCGUGAAAGUUUUGGUGAUUGUCUGAGUUUGAUUUACCGUACGUGUUAGUGAAGCGAUUUUGAAGUCAUUCAACCAUGAGUUUUGUUUUUCGAGGUUCCAGAGCAGACUUAGAAAAUGGGUUCCCCGGAUUUAUUCCAGAGAGGCGGACAGUGCGUGUUCAUGCUACAAGACCUGUUAAUUCCAACUCUCUUGCUUUCCUUGUUACGGUUCUCUUGCUAUUCAUGAUAUUGAAUUCACAUCAGAUGUCAUCAAAUUUUCUGCUUUGGCUAGUGCUUGGUAUCUUCUUGUUGGCCACAACCCUUAGGAUGUAUGCAACUUGUCAGCAACUUCAAGCUCAAGCACAAGCACAAGCCCAUGCUGCUGUAGCCAAUGGCCUUCUUGGCCAUACUGAAUUGCGGUUGCAUAUGCCACCAGCCAUGGCUUUUGCAUCCAGAGGCCGUUUACAAGGCCUCAGACUCCAGCUGGCACUCCUUGAUCGAGAAUUUGAUGAUUUAGAUUAUGAAGCUUUGAGAGCACUGGAUGCUGACAAUGUGCCUACGGCUGCUUCAAUGAGCGAAGAAGAGAUAAAUGCCCUUCCAGUUCAUAAAUACAAGGUCUCUGGCUCUCAAAGUGCUGGCUCCUCAAUGCAACAGGCUUCAUCCUCAGGCCCUGCUGAGCAGAAAAAGGUAGAUACCCCAAUUGCUGAUGGGAGCUUGAAAGUUGAAGAUGAAUUGACUUGCACUGUUUGCUUGGAGCAAGUUACCGUUGGUGAAACCGUCCGAAGCUUACCAUGCUUGCAUCAGUUUCAUGCUAGUUGCAUUGAUCCGUGGUUGCGGCAACAGGGAACCUGCCCAGUUUGUAAACUCAGAGCAGGAUCUGGUUGGCACGACUCCAGUCAAGGUGAAAUGGAUGCUUCAUACAUGGUUUAAUUACUUGCACAAGCCUGUAGAUCAUUGUAUUUAUCCGAUGAAUAUACUCUCACUUACAAUCCCAUUGCUCAACAAGAAAGGUCUGAUUUUCUUGAUUUAGGCAUGAAAGCAAUUGCCUAAUACUCUGUGAUCGAUUACCAAAAACAGCUGUAUGUAAUCUUCAAGUUCGCAUUGAAAUUUGAAAAUUAUCUAUUAAGAUAUCCCUUUAAUUUA